Messenger RNA from Lymnaea stagnalis (great pond snail), 7143 nucleotides. Lineage: Eukaryota; Metazoa; Mollusca; Gastropoda; Lymnaeidae. The record is from the annotation of a GenBank genome assembly.
UGAUUAACUGCCGUUGUCAUCUCCACGUUUAAACUGUCAUGGCGGAGAAAGAGAUACUUUUGGACGGCCAACUGGACUAUUUACCACCGGAAAAGCAAAAUAUAAAACAAAGGUAAUAUGCGCUACCUUUGCUUUUCUAGUAAAAUUUAAUAAUUUAUGGAAUAAGUAAUUAAAAAUAGCACUACGUAAUCUACCACUUGAGCGUCGGCCAAGAAAAAAUCCAGCUGUUCAGUUUGGAAGGGCUAUUUAAACAACUAUUCAUAGACUAUUCUGACUAUUCUUAUAUUAUUUUUAAUGACAUUGGUUGUACUAUUCAUUCCCAUUAUAUUAGACAAUUUUUUUAAAAUAGAAAAACUAAAACAAUUUUUUUGAAAUAGAAGAUAAUGUGUGAAAAUGGAAUUAUGCAUAGUUAUCCCCCAAGUUGACAAUGAAGUUUAAAAAAAAUAUAAUUUCCACAAAAACGUUUGUGGUACAUGAAUCCACGUAAAUAUGAAGGGGAAAGAUCACCGGCGCUUCUUGUGCUAAACUGUCUUUUCAGUUUAUGCUUUCUGAGCAUUCACGUUUUCCACAUUCUGUGUGUGGACAUCCGCGUCAUCUGGAUCAAAAAAAAAAAAUUGUUGUCCCUUUUUCUUCUUGGCAUAUCGGUAGCUUGGCAGUAAUAAGUAUUUAAAUGUAUUAGUAUUAGUAUUGUGCUAUAUAACUUUAUAGCCUCUAUACGGAAGCAAAAAUAUUUACAGACUCCAAUGUAAGAAUAGUUGUUUACAUAGCCCUUCCAAUCGAAAAAACUGGAUUUUUUCUUGGCCGACGCUCAAGUGGUAGAUUACCUAGCAUUUUUUAAUAAAUAGGCUUAAGCAGUACCUAAAUUAAAAAUACUAAGACUAAAUAAUCAAUAUAAAUUAUGAUUAAUUUAAUGAUGAGCAUGGGCAAGAUGUGUUGCAUUGCAGAUAACAGAGAUAUGAGACAUGAUAUAAUUGAGACUGAGACAAUCCAAUAUUUGUUCUGUUCAAAUUUUAAAAAGUUUAAUCUUUUUACUUUUUUAGAAUCAUGUCCCUAUCAUUGACGAGUGUUCCAGCUCGAGAAUGGUUUUCAAAGACAAGAGAAAGUGUCAAGCCCUGGCAAGAGUUUAUCAAUUCCAAGAAGUUUGGUUUUCCCAAAUCUCUCGCUCCUCUUCCAAAAAGAAUUGUGAAGAAUAUUGAAACAUUUCAGGGCAACUACCUUUUUGUAUUUCUAGGACUAGUUGUUGUCUGCAUGUAAGGACCGUACACAGUUUCAGUUAAUUUAUGUAUCAAUAGUGUAAAAUGUCAGGGUUCUUUUACUUCUAUAAAUAGGCCUUAUACUAAUACCCACUAUUAAAUAUGCUAUAGGGAUUAACAAUAUAUUAGUGGCCAUCCCUAAAUGAUGUUACAAUAUUUGUCUGAUUGUGGAAUCCCCACACCAAUCAUCAUAAACUUGUCACAGAAUUAAGAUUAAGAAACUUUCACAACAGAUCCUCUCAAAGUCAUGAUUAUUUCUUCCCCCCCCCCCUCUCCUCCUGCCAAGUGCAUAACAUCAUUUAUGGAUGGCCUCUUAUGUGUGCUGCUUAGUUUGACUAAAACUCAUAUCAGUAUCAACCAUUUAAAAUAUUCAAAUAUUUAUUUUCAAUAUUGAAUAUUUGAGUAUUUUCUUCAAAAACUAUUAAGGCAAGGCCAUUACUGUUUCAAUUAUUUUGAUUUCAGUCUAACAUCACCUCUCCUUCUGGUUGCUAUUGCUGCCUGUCUUGGUGCCUGCUACAUCAUCAGUAUUAAAAAUCAAGACAGGAAGAUUUCUGUUAUGGGUAAAUUCUAAUUUAAAAAAUUCAUUUCUUGGAGUUGCAUUACAGCUAAAUGUUCCAUUUGUUGGUUUCAAUGUCCUAAAAAAAUAUUGCAUGAAUCAUCAUUUACAAAAAUAGGCCUAAGUUACUACAAAAAUGUAAUCAUAUGAACAGAUUUAAUUUGAUCUAUUAACCUAUAAUAAAAUUGCAGUAAGCAAGAAAUUAUUGUAGUGUGCCUUUAAAAUAGAUAAUAAACAAAGUUAUACUUGCUUUAAUUUCUCUAUUGUCACCAUUUUUUCUCUCUAGAGAUUCUGUGUUUUGUGUUUCAUAGAAUAAUUUUAAACUAUUGUUUAUGUGUAGGCCGAGAGCUCAGCUUAGCUCAGCAGUAUGCAGCUGUUGGGGCUCUUUCUUUCCCUUUGUUUUGGAUUGCUGGGGCUGGUUCUGCUGUGUUCUGGGUCAUAGGUAAGUAAUUUAGAUUUUCUUUGUUUAAUCAAGUUGGUGUUUGUUUUUUUAACUUAUGAAUUUAUAAAAUAUCCAAUGUUGGCUUUAAUUACUUCAUACUUAAACUCUUCACAAUCUUUUACUAAAUCACAAUUACAGUAUCAGAAAUAAAACAAGUAGUUUUUGCUUCUGGAAACAUUUUUUUUCCCAUUGAAUUUUCGUACAUAAAGUAACCAUAAUAAGCUUGCUUUGUCUUUGACCUGAUUUUGGCUGUGAUUAAAGAUUGAAACUGUAAAAAUAGUCUUAGCUAAAAUUACAUUUCUUGUCUUUAGUAUACCACUUACACUUAACUGAGGCAGAUAAAUUUUCCCAGGCACAGUAAAUAAAAACUUUUAAAUUUUUAUAACCAUCAGUACUAUCAUACUAUAAAAUGAAUUGUAAAUAAUGCAAACAGCAAUAUGAAGAUGAUUUUCACUUGUACAUGUGAUUAAAGCUCACAAUUCCCAGUGAGAAAGAGAUAUUUUUUAAAAAUUUAACGGGGGGGGGGGGGGGGCCUAAAAUUGGGGGGGGGGGGAGGGGAGCUCUAAUAUUAGUAAAACAUCAAUUUGGAUCAUAAAAAUAACAAAACUUAACGUUUUAAGUCUCAUACACUGAGUGGCACAAGGUUUUAAGUGAUUUAAGAGCUUGUCAUCCAAUGCUAACUUAUGGUUAAUGCUUGUCUGAUGACAAUUUUCUCUUAACUUUAAAGGGCUUUUCAUAGAGACAUCUUUCCGGCAUCUAAGAUACUAUGGCAUUCACAACCUUCUGGUUACCUACCAGUUUCCAUUUGAAUCAGGAUGGUGCACCAGAGAUAGACAGUUGUUAUUAUUAGAGCUCGAAACAUAUUUCACCACAUUUUAUUUGAUCUUGAGUGUUUAUUAACAGGGCGAUACUGCUGUGGUAAGCAAUGCUCACUUUUGAAUUUCAGGUGCUUCUUUCUUUGUGGUGAUGCUCCACGCCUCAAGCUACAUGACGCAAGAAGAGCAGGAAGGAUUUGAUCUUGAUGAUGGAGUGCAAACUGUUUAGAUGACUGUUAUUAUUGCAAGUGUACAGAUGGGAACAUUGGAUUGGGUUUACACUUAUUGAUCCUGUUGGAAGGUUAUUUUCCAAAUGGAUCUGUUUUUUUUUGUUUUGUUUUUUUGUUGUUGAUGGUGAUUUUUUUCCCUUGAACUUGAACAUUUUAUUUUUGCAGAAUGAUCCAUUUAGUUGCAUGCUAGCCCCGGAAACAAUAGGGCAUCUGUUGGCUUUGUGCCUUGCACUGGAUGUUGCUGGGGAAGAUUCACAUGUUGAAUGCUACAUGGCAAUGCCCAAAGGAUGGAGCAGGUUGCCACUGUACUAGCCAGGGCUCAAGCCCUAACCAGUGUAUUUAUGUUAGUUAAUUGGUUAUACAGCAUUGUGGAUUGGUUGGUUGCUCACUCCUGUACACACUUAUGUUGUUUUUUUAACCAGUCAGGUCAACACAUCUAAUGUGUUUGUUAGGUGUAACAGUUAGUUACCCACUCUUCUACACAUAUCCUGUGUUUGUAAUGUGUAACAGUUAGUCAUACACCUCUCUAUACAUAUGUGCUGGUUUUGUUUUAUAAAAAAAAAAAUCCUCUAGAUAUCUUCUGAUUGAAAAGUAUAAACAUUUUUACAGAACUUCAUUAACUGCCCUAGUCAGACUUUCAACUUAGGUGUCUUGGACCAUGAUGCAUGUGCAAGCAUUUCUUUUAUACCCAUAGCCACAGACUAUGACAAUGAUGAUUUAUAGAUGGACUGGGAAAAAACUCACACAUCACAAUGCAACAAUUAUGGGGUUGUGUCAUUAUGAAAAACCUUAAUUUCUUAUUGUAGCAUCAGUAAUGGAGAUGAGUUUAUGCUAGGUCUAGUUUAACCAAGAAAAUACUUGGCUGUUUGGUUGGUUUCAAUGAUAGCUGUGUGCAUUGCUCUACUUAAAAAGACUUGAUAUCAAAGGUUACCUACAAGUCAUUGAGGAAAAUCUAAAGAGAUGUUGGUUACUGUUUCAUGGGCCUUUAAGAACACCAUCUGUGGACAGGAUGACAGUACACGCAUGGGGGGGGGGGCGCUGGGGUUUACACAUGCCUGAUGUAGAGGCAUAUAACUGAUAACAAUAAAACUGAGUGCGACCCACAGUUUACUGUGAUGCCAUUUACUUUUUGGAAUAUCACCACUUAUAUGUGAUAUGUAUAAAAGAGACGGAUUUGUUGUUACCAACACUUAGAGAGUACCAAGUGCGGUUUUUGACCAAUGGAAAAAGUGCUUUCAAUGGUAAUAUGUGAUAGAUGCACUAAAAAGGUCUUGUUAACGGUACUUAAAGUAAAGUGUUAAUCCAAUAUUGUAUCAUUAAAAAACAUAACUAGACUUUGGCUUUUCAGUACUAUGAAUGUAAAUGACAACCAACUUGAAGCAAACAAACACUCAUGAAUACAUUCACUACAGUUAUUUUGAAAAUGUGUAAAUUUAAGUGUUUACCUACAUUUGCAUACCUUCAAGAUUCCUGCUUCAUAGACAGUUUUUAAGAACACAAAUAAUUUAUUGAAAAAUGUCUUGAAAGGCAUGUGUAAAGAAAAUGGUGUGGAAACGAUGUGUUGGACUAAAACCGUAUUUCAUAGAAUUCUACAUUUUUUUUUUACAACUUGUUAAUAUAUGUAAAUCUGGGUUUCAUGCAUUUUGUGGUAGCAAUGCAAAACAAAUCAGGAGGUGGCCAGCUAAGUGGUAUUUGAGAGCAGCAUAAUGUAUUCUUAUUUUCCCCCCAAAAGCACAUUUUUUUUUUUCAUACCACUACCACUUCCCAACUUUCACGAAGAGAGAAAGUUAUAAUCUGCCGUUUCACAUCUGCCAGAAUCGCUUGUUCCACUGCCUGUUUUUUUUUCCCCAUAAACAUGAGAGUAUCACCACUGACAUGUGCCAGUGCUGAACCGAGAGAAUGAAUACUGUACAUGGGAUUGUCCACAAUACAAAUGAAUACACGCUAAAAGAAAUUCUGACACCCCACCUCUUUUUUUAGUUUCCCCUCAGCCAACAAUAUCGCUUGAAAAGGCUUCAAUCAAAGCCAGGUCACCUCGGUACAAGCACAACUUUGUGAGGUUGCUACUGGAACUGACAUUCUAAAAUAUAUUAGUACUAGCAAUCCUUAUAUGAUGCAGAGAAGUGGGGGGAAAGUCUUGAUCUGUCCUUUGGCCACCCGUGUAUUGCGUGAAUUUACUCCAUGACCCUAGUCCAGUAUUUGCAGGUUUUUAGUGACUCUUUAAACUACCCAUUCGACUCAAAUAAUCACAUACAUUUGAGAGAAAAUUGUUUUAUAAAUUUGUAUUGAACACAAUUUUUAAAAAUAUGUAAGCAAUGUUCUUUCUAUUUGAAAACAUUCACGUUGAGAUUGAAUUAAAAUUAAAGACUCAGUAUUUUGAUAACAGUUUCUUAUUGACACUGAAUUGUAUUUCAUUAAGAUAACAAAUAACAGUAUUGCACUUGAAGCUACUCAAAUGUUGAAUGAAGUCAUAUUUUUGUGUGUUUCUACAUGUAUUGAAUUUAUUUUUGUCUUUAUUUGGGUCUGUCUGCAAUCAAUGGUAACAAAAUCUGAUCAUGUAUCAUUCAGACUUGUUUUUUUUUAAUUUUUUACUUUGUUUGAAUAAAAAGUUAGAAUUCUUUUUCUUAAAGGUGAGAACCCAAAAAUGUGCCAUGUUUUUUGUUGUUUUUUUUGUUUUAAAUUAAACAUAAAAGUCUGAAUCAUUUAAGAAUUUAUUAAAGUUUACUUAAUUUUUAAACUAUAACUAUAACAAUAUAAUUUAUUUGUCAAGUGUCAUUUUGAUCCUGAUCAUUUGCAAGAUGUUGACAUUUGAACUAUAAAACAUGAAUAAAUAAACUGCCAUUUAUAUAUAUACUGGUAUCAAAUAUAUUUAACAAUACAUUGAGAUUGAAUUUUAUGUUCCUUUUUGACUAUUGAGUUUUUUCUUUCUUUUUAAAUUUUUUUUCAUUUUUGAGAUCAACAAAGAACUUCUGACUUGUGAUUAUUAUUUGAUAAAGUUUGUUAUGUAAAUAUCUACCUUUGCAUUGAGUCCAUCAAGCAUGCUGGCCUGUUCGCUUACUGAACAUGAACCACGGCAAUAUUAAGAAGGAACUAAAGGUAAACAAUUUGUUAAGUUGAAAGGUAACUACCCCUAUAAUACUGCUGAACUUAAAAAAAUAAUAAUAGUAAUCUCUAGAUUAAUGGGACCAAAGCUUUUAUCUUGAAAGGGUAAUUGUUAAAUUUAUAAUGCCGGCAACUGAGAGUUAUGAAUACCAUUAGUACAUUGUUCAUCCUAGACUAUAUACUAGUUACCAGUCCUAGUACUAAGUAGUACUAACGAAUUCUUUGGAAAUUUGUUCAAAAUGAAAUUUUGUUAAACAGAUAUUUAUUUAUCUAAAUUUUCAAAGGUUCUUUAGGGAAAUUGUAAGUGAGAAAUAGGGGAAAAUGUCAAUUUUUAAAUGAAAAAAAAUUUGUUUUUUUCUAAUUAUUUAUUUUGGAAAAAAAGCUCUGUCUGUUCAAACAAUUUUUGAGUCAAAUGAAUUUCUUUCUGCAACCAUAUUACUAAUACUAUGUUAACUUGAUCAACUCAAGGAUUGUUCAAUGUGACCACACCGAGGUUUCGGCCCACUUGUUAUAACAAUCACCAGCAUUUUUUAAAAAUGAUUAUGCCACCGCCACUUAUAAAAUAUAUUAGAUUAUAUUAAAUGCACCUUUGAUGAGCUAAACUUGUGAAAAUAUAUAUCAAUUAUUCAAAUCCCUGGCACAUGCAACUAAUAGAAGUUUCCCCAUUUGUGUUAGCUUAAAGUACAAAUGAAUGAAUGAAUAAUUCAGGAAACUUAAAGAUAUUGGCUAGCAAAUAAAGACGAGC